Molecule: messenger RNA, 897 nt
Organism: Monoraphidium neglectum
Lineage: Eukaryota; Viridiplantae; Chlorophyta; Chlorophyceae; Sphaeropleales; Selenastraceae
Exons: 2
Coding region: 1-897 (298 amino acids)
Source: RefSeq, a predicted model, not a curated record
AUGGCCCUGAAGGAUCUUGUGUCCUGCAAGUCCCCAAUCAAGUUUGCCAAGAAGCCGGCCUCCUCCCCGGCGGCGUCGCCGGCAUCCGCCGCCACUACUGCCAAGAGCCCCAUCAAGCCCACUGAGCCCCCGCCCGCGCCCCAUACGGCCAGCGCAAGCUCCAAUAAGGGAGGCGACGACGCCCCCCAACGCAGCAGCAGCCCCUCUGCUCCCACGGCCCCUACGCCCAGUGGGUUCAAGACUGCCGCCACCAAGCUCAAGACCAAGUGCACCGCCACGUGCGACGCGGUUGCCAACCCCUUCACCACCGCCGCCGCCGCCGCCAAGUUGUCGGCGCUCCGCCUGGCGUUCAAGGGCAAGCUGCUGGUCGCCAACAAGGGCCGCAGCGGCAGCACGGCUGCUGACAACCGCAGUGACGACGCCUCGGAGUAUGCCUCCGCAAACAGCGCCACCCCCUCGUUCCUGUCGCUGCAGUCGUGCGCGUCGUUCUCCAUGGCGCCGGACGCCGGCUACUACGACGCCGUCCCAGCUUUCAACACCUCCGCCGACGACGGCGAGGUGCUUUUGACCGUCGACUCCACGACUCACACCUCGCCCACCGCGGCCAACUCUGCCGCCCCCGGCGCUUGCCCAAGGUCCAGCACCAAGGCAAAGAAGCGCGGGGUGGCCAAGAAGAUCGUGCGCCUCUUCCUGUGCGGGGCCACGCCCACCGCGCCCGCCCCCAAUGUGCCCGCCAAGGCGGCCGUGUGCUGCUCUGCCCCCGCCCCCGCCCCCGCCGCCGCCGCCAAGCCCGAGCUGAGCGCGGCCAUUGCCGCGAAGGCCGCAGCGGCGCUCCUGCGCGUCUCGUCGCGUCGCCGCCGCCCCGACCAGGAGGGGGAGACGGCGGUGGCGGCGUAG